Messenger RNA from Coffea arabica (coffee), 306 nucleotides. Lineage: Eukaryota; Viridiplantae; Streptophyta; Magnoliopsida; Gentianales; Rubiaceae. The record is from RefSeq and is a predicted model, not a curated record.
AUGAACCUAGAAGAGACCGGUGCCCAACGAAAGUUGGAUUUGCAAGAAUUAGAGGAGAUCCGGAACGAAGCCUACGAAAAUGCACUGAUUUAUAAGGAGAGAAGUCGGGCAUUUCAUGACCAACAAACCUCUAGAAAAACCUUUGAAGUUGGUCUGAAGGUCCUCCUGUACCAAUCCAGGCUUAAACUCUUCCCAGACAACAAGUUUGUGGUGAAUGGACACCGUCUCAAACAUUAUUACGAAAGUUUUUCAAGUGGAGAAGUGGAGACGAUGAGUAUAGAUGCACCACCGUGUCCCACUUUGUAG